GUGAACCUGUAUGGGGGGAUUAAAUAUGUCACAGCCUCUGCCCCUUAUAAAUCCCCCCGCCACUCUAUAAACAGGUUGGGGGGAAGUAUCCAAAGCAGUUAGCAGUUUGGAGCAGUCACUCUGUCCGUGGCUUUUUUGAGUUGUUUUUUUAACGUUUCGUUUUUCUUUGUAGGUUUUAAUCUUUGUUAACUUUUUGUUUGGUAGAAAAUUCAAAGUAUCAUUUUAAUUGAGACUUUUUAAAUUUCACAGAGUCUCCAGUAACAUUUUGGUGAACCUCCAAUCUGCAGAUUAAGCUGUGAUCUGUCUUCUGCACUUUGUCCUCCUUGAUUCACACAUAACCCGCAAUCAUGUGGGAAUUCCGCUCCUUCUCCUUCUGGAGAGCAGUGUUUGCAGAAUUCUUUGCCACCAUGUUCUACGUUUUUUUUGGUUUAGGUGCGUCUCUCAAGUGGGCAGCUGGUCCAACUAACGUCCUGCACAUCGCGUUAGCCUUUGGUCUUGCUUUGGCCACUAUGGUCCAGUCUGUUGGCCACAUCAGUGGUGCCCACAUUAACCCAGCUGUCACCUUUGCUUUCCUCAUCGGCUCACAGAUGUCUCUGUUCCGUGCCAUUUUUUACAUCGCAGCACAACUGCUGGGCGCAGUGGCCGGAGCUGCAGUACUGUAUGGCGUCACCCCUGCAGCAAUUCGAGGCAACAUGGCUCUCAACACGGUAAUUACUCAUUGGGGUAGAUUGAUAAAUUGAUAUCACUGUGUCUGUUUUUUUACUAAUAGCCUAUCUGCUACCCCUAGGGAGUUUAAUCUGUUUGUAACAGUAGCUACCUGUAUCAGUAAAGAUUUACAGGCAGGUUGUCAUAAAUUUACCAGAACAAAAAAAAUGCCAAUUAAUGGUAGGCUGGUAGGGUUUACAGAGAAUUUAAAUAGGAUAUGGGUCCCUCUAGGUUUAAGCAGUUGGUGAUUAAUUACAUAUAGCAACUUUCUUAAAAUGUGAAUAUGUACUACAUGCGUAUGCUGUAAAAAUAAUUAGUCCUGCACCAACAUUUUUUAUUUUUACAUCUGUCUAUUCUGAUCUUUAAUUCCUCUCAUUACCUAUUGUUAUGACAAUGUUUAGCUGCACUAUACCUUUAGGAAUACCCUUGACUUUCAAUGUAUCUUCCAAACUCUUAUUCUUCUGUAGUCUAAUGGCACUCUCUAUUAGACUAUGUCAGCGCAUUUUGAGUGAGUCCACUGAAUGCCCAUAUUUUGCUAUGUUCCACAUUUUAUGAACCGAUGCAUGUAAAAUCUUUCAUUUAAGUGCUUUUAAUAAUCAAAGCACCGAGACUUUGACACAUAUCUAGUUUUCCAUUUCCCCACAUGCUGAGUAAACAAAAGAAGACAUUUGUAUUUUUAAAUAUGCACUUUUAUUUUUUAAAUUACCGAGCGUUUGGAGACUCAAAUAUAUUUUUAAAAUUAAAGAACUAGUAUAUACGUUAGCGAUUUUUACAGUGAUUGGGGGUGGCAGUCAAAUAAAACUCCAGAUGUUGUAGAUUACAUCAUCCAUAAUGCUGGCAAUGCCAAAGAUUGCCUACCUUUACAUUAGACAAUAAAACUGAAGUAAAAACAAAUUAAAGCUAUUAUCUUACAGUUUGCUCUGUCUGGACAAAACAUUGUAUAAGAUUAAUUAAACUAGGUGUUAGUCUAGUAAACUGCACAUUAAUAUCACAUUUAUUAGUUUUAAUAUGGAAAACAUUGAAAACGUAAAUUUAAGAUUUAGAAUUGUUUUAAUAGAUGGAAUAAUUAUCACUACCAACUGGUGCACUGCAUAAUAAUGACAGAAAAUGCAGUUCAAUAACAGUUGGAAAACAACAGGUUGUUCAAAUUUGCGCUAAAUAAGUUGUUACUAUUGGUACAUUGGCUAUUUAAUGCUCCAUGGGUAGAACUUUGGGCAUUCUGUAUGUAGUGUCAGGUUAUAGUGUUAUGCUACUUCUAAACUGAUCCAGCUUUUCCUAACACAAAUUAAACCCAGAUACUAGGUUGAUAAAUAUCUAGUGAAUUUUCCACAGGUUUCUUAAAUUCAGCACACAAGUAUAAUAAUAAAAUACUUUUUAUAGACAACGAUAAAGAGGGAUACAGCACACAAAUUAUAUGCAUGAAGUCUUAAUCCACAUUUAUUUAUCUUAGCUUCCAAAUAAUGAAAAAAAUACUUUAGCCAUGUUAAUACAUGAUAUUAAUUUUAUAUGUUACUAACAUGCUGGUUCCAGACCAGUGAUGUGUUUGUAUAGUUCUGUGUAUCUUAUAAACGUUUGAGUCAUGAGGAAAUGUGCGUGAUGUUGAACCAUCCCCAAUUACCAUUUCAUUAAAAGCCUAAUAUUAUUUAGAAUAAAAGUAUGCAAAAACAGAAAAAAAGAACACAUUGUUCUCACAUACUGAAUACACUACUAUCAAUGCAAAGCAAUGUUGCACCUGUUUAUAACUGCCUUCUAAAGAGAAGGAAGAGCUCUGGUUGAACAACAUUAAUCUGCAAUCUGCACUCAUCUGCAAUAUUUAACAUCCAAGCAGUCUUUGCUGCUUAAACAAUCUGUAUUACAUUUGUAAUCAAGAGAUUCAUAUAUGCAACAGGGGAGUGCUAAAAAUGUGUUAGAGAGAAAAGUUGAUGAAGCUUCUAAGGUACAAAUGCUACUGCUAAAAAUAUAAACUUAUGUUGCCUUCUCACUAAAAUACUUGAGAAGCAUCUAAUGGAGCAUGAUUUUAAUUCACAGCAAGAUAGGGCAUUAUUUAAGUACGUCUUUAUUUUCAUUUUUUAAAAAAUCUUAAUAUUUUAAGAUUACUAUUCUUUGCACCUUCAUUUUAGAUUUAGUUCACCGUGAGUGGCUGUAAUACUCAGAGUCAGUGUAGUAUUUGCUACACUGACCGAGUAAAAAACGUUGUCACAUGAUGUGGAAGCACAAAGAAAGCAUUGAAUACAUUGCUUUCCUACAGUGCAGCUGGGAUGCAUGUGCGGUACUCACCAUGCAUGCGCAUCAGGUCCUCCAUGCUCUUCUAUGCUAUCAUGGGUGGCGGUCCAAAGGCCGGUACCCCUGUAUGCCUGAUGAUGAAGAUAGGAGUCUCAGCAUGGAAAUGGACAAACAGGGUCUGGUGCAGGGUAACCACACACCUCCUGGUGUUGAGCACCAGGUUUUGUGCGGUCACAUACCAGAGCCCUGAUGCAGCUUAAGUGGAAGCCAGGAGCUAGAUGAUAUAUUUAUCUAGUACUAGAAACAAGGUAAGACUAGAACAGGCACCAAACAAGAUAACAAGACAAGAUAAGAAGAACCCAGAACCGGAGCAGGACAGAAAGCAGAACCCAGAACAUGUACACAAUACAUGAGGGAAACAUGAACAGGACAUGUGCAGGGCAGGACAGGACAGGACAGGACAUGAACUGGAAAUACAAGACAAAUAAAAUGAGACAAGAGAUAUAAGGCAAAAGAGGAGACAUAACUAAGUACUAUAUAGUACUUGCCUGCAAAGAAAGGAGCAGAGGAAAUGAGACCACUGUUUGCAGGAACAGACUGAAACAAAAAGGAUUAAUGGCAAAGGAAUGGGUGUGGCAACAUAAAACAAACAUUUAAAGAAAUUCAGGAAACUGGGAAUUCCAGGAACGGAAUAAAGGAAUGAACCCAGAAAACCCAGCAUACAGACAAAGAAUAGAAAACCAGAAAAACCAAACAAGAAUUGUAAAAAGAAUACUGGAUACUAGAAGCCAUGACCAGACAUCUGUGCAGAGCGGAACAGGACGUUACAUAUGCAGAGCAUUGGAUUAGUUCAUCACUCGAUGGUGUUGCAGCAGGCAGAGUGAUGAGCAGUGCUAAGGUUGAAUAAAACAUAUAUUUUCUUAAAUUUAGUGGAACAGAUAUAUAUGGCUUGGGACAGGGGCACCAUCGAUUUAGGAACACAUGUUUCUUUCCUAAUGUUAAAGUGUUCCUUUACAGUUUAAACUAACAAAAUAUAUAUUUGUAUAUUCUAGGGAAUGAGCUUAUUAUAGUUCAGUAACAAUACAUAAAUUCUUAUAUAUUGUCAUGUUAAUCAUUUAUUCCUAGUUCAUUUUUUUUGUUGUUAUUUUGAUUUAUCAAUAGCUCCAUCCUGGUGUGAGUAUCGGCCAAGCAACUACAGUGGAGAUCUUCCUGACCUUGCAGUUUGUACUUUGUAUCUUUGCCACUUAUGAUGAGAGGAGGAAUGGACGCCUGGGUUCUGUGGCUCUGGCAAUUGGAUUCUCCCUCACUCUUGGUCACCUCUUUGGGGUAAGUAUAGAUUAUGCAUGUAAUUUGUAUGCUAAUAGUAAGGCAAAGAAACUGACACCUGCCAAGUAUGUAUAAGAAAAUGAAAAACAAAAUAUCAGGGAUGGGCAAAUUCCUGUAACCGAAUACCUGGAGCACGUGGUAUCAGGUGCCAGUUAGGCAGUAGUUUUUUUUCCCUUUAGCUGCUACAGAGGCCCCUGUGGCAUUGGGCCUGGGCAGGAAGCAUGUGGUCAGCACCUCUUGUAUGUGCGGAUCACAGUAAUUGUGUGCAGAUCCAGUGCUCAGAAUCAGAAUGCAGCCACCAGUAUUCCCACCAUGCGUAUUGACUCACUGAGUUGCAGAGCUGUUAUGGAGCAAUUACUGUGCUCUGCACCCUCUGGAGGUGCUUACCACGUGCUAAACCUCAUGAUAAACCAUAUGCUUUAACCUCAAUGGAAAUCAUAGCAUCCCCCUUGCAGAAAACUAAGCAGAAGUAAGGCAAAAAGAGCAAACACACACAAACAUUUACCACUCCCACAAGCAUUACACACACCCAGCACACAUAUUGUGCACAGCAUACAUAAUACACAGCCAACACACACCUAACCCACAACAAGCAUGGAUCUAGGUAGGUGCCCCAAUCUAAAAUAAUUUUGAGAGUCAGGAUAAGUAGAUCAUCAUGAAGGACAAGUAGAUUGUUGUUAAUUUCCACACUCCAGGAUAAAAGUAACAAAAACACUUUGCUGAAAACAUUCUCAAUUAAUUUAAUUGGGGGGAGGGAAAAUACUUUACCGAUAAGUGAUUUAUAUGUAAAGGUACGAAGAUAUUAUAUAUAAAAGAAACCCUUAUAUCAGAGCAGUUUUGAUUUGUCCUAAUCAAAUUAUCAGUGCACUACCAAACUAAUACAUUAUUAAUAAUUGUUAUUGCUGUCCACAAUGGUAACACCCAAUAAAGGAUACCCAUCCAUAUGGCAUCUGGUGUGUAACCAAUAUGAAUGAAGGUUUUUUUUUUUAUGAUCCUACAUGUGCUGACUAAGUUGCCAGCCCAUGACGAGUAUGCAUGAUAUCCCUGGUGUUGUUGGCAAGUGCUUGCAGAAAUGAGACCGUGCUUAUGAGUCUCAUAAUACACACUGGUUGUUAAUGAUAGGUAUUGAAACAGAAAAAAGGAACCACACUCAAAUCCACUUAAAAACGGGUGCGCCAAACCAGGACUAGCAAAUCAAAAACACGUAUAAUAAAACAGGAAGAAAUCUUCAUGCACUCCCAGAAUUAAAGCCACAGGAAAAUUUAUUGGAUCAAAAAGGCAAAGCAAAGUUUCAACCUACUAAUAAAGAACUCUCAGUAGGUCGAAACGUUGCUUUGCCUUUUUGAUCCAAUAAAUUUGCCUGUGGCUUUAACACCGUGAGUGCCUGAAGAUUUGCUCCUGUGUUAUUAAUAGCUAUGUCUCACCAGCAUGCAAUAUUCCAUGUGAAUACUCCAUUAUGCACUGUAAGUCAUACUGAUAGAGGUUGUAGAGAUAUCUGAUGUCAAAAACUACACCUUCAGCAGUCACCAUCUAUUAAACCCAUAUAUUGCAUGCUUUAAAUGACCAGGGCCAUCCCCGUUGAAAAGUAAGUUUUGUACCUAAAUUAAUUGAUACCUAACCUACUUGCAACCUGGCUGAAAGUUGUCAGCCCUGUCCUGAGUUCAGUUAUUUAUUUGUACUGAUUAAAGUAGUACUGUCAUCACAUUUGGUAUUUGCACCAUAAUACAGCACUUAACUACCUGUUCUUUCCAUUGAUCGUUUUUUAAUCUGUCCAUAUUUUUUUUUUAUAUAUAACAAAGAAACAGAUCUUUAGCUAAUAUUUACCUUUUCAUUGGACACACGGUUACCGACGUCAUUGGUUUAUUCAAAGAACAUUUUGUUCUUGCCAGCUCAGUAAGAAGCUGGGAGAUACUAAGCAUAUAAAUUAUAACUGGCUUUUUAAAAUGAGUAACCGUUUCUGGGGCAUAAAAGCUGUGAGGUAAUUGAAACAUAACAUGAAAUAUUGUCAUAUAUUCCAGUUGUAACAGUAACAAACACACUAUAGUGAGGCUAGAUAGAAAUUAUUUUAUUAUAAGUUUUGACAGUGUUUAAAGGGGCAAUGCGAGCACAAUAUACUCUACAUCUCAUUAAAGUGGUUAUUAUGCAAACAGUCUGUGGAUGGCAUUUCCUUGGCUCUCAACCUAGAACUGUUGUCCAGGGCAAGGCUGUUGGUGCGCAGAGACCACAGUUUUUCUCAAAUCACUUAGAAACUGUUUGCAAGAAACCCAUGGGAGUCAGCUAACAGAGACUCUAUGUAGUUUGUUUGCACCAUAACCACUACUAUGAGCUGUAUUGGUUAUGGUGUUUCAGUGCUUCUUUAACUUUAAUCAAAGGCUAGCUAAUAAUCAAUUAAUUGAUCAUGAUAUACAAUGCUAAUAGUAGUAUAUUUUAACACUAUUGUCAAAGCAAACAAAUCAUUUUAUGGUCUUCUGUAUAAUACAUCCAUAUUAUGUGCCUUGACUGGAUAACUUUGCUUUGUUUUUUUGUUUAUCUAGAUGUACUACACUGGAGCCAGCAUGAACCCUGCUCGAUCAUUUGCUCCAGCAGUACUAACAAGGAAUUUCACCAACCAUUGGGUAAGGUUAUAGUCGAAUGCAGUUGGACAUUAGCAUAGCUAAGACAUAAUAACAUUUUAUUUUAUAUUAUUUGCAUGGCAUCAUAUAUUUCAUAAAAAUCUACUUUAUUCAGGUAGACUGGCAGAAAUAUUUUAUUUAUUUAUUUAUAAAAUAUUUUACCAGGAAGGAUACAUUGAGAAUUCUCUUGUUUUCAAGUAUGUCCUGGAUAUAUAUAACAACAUCAGGUGAAAAUUAAGGAUAUAAAACGUGUAUUAAUUAAAUUUACACUUUCCAUCAUGAUUUUCAAAGUCUCUAUCCUAUACUUGUCAGAAAGGUAAAACAAGCACUAAAUUAAAAAAAAAUCCAAAAAAAAAAUCCAAGUGCUAAAUCAUUGAUAACAUAUGUAUCAUAGGUAGAACAUGUACUCACAUUUUUACAAAGUUAAAGCUAUUACCUAAUUGACAGGUGUUUUUUUUUUAUUUUCUCAAAGUAAUGUGGUAGAAAUAAUUAAAGUUACUUAAUACCUCAUAUAUGCUAACCGUAUUUACAUUUUUUUUUUAAUUUCUUGGCUUGCAGGUCUACUGGGUUGGUCCAAUCAUCGGUGGAGCGCUUGGGGGUCUGGUGUAUGACUUUAUUCUUUUUCCCAGAAUGAGAGGCCUGUCUGAGAGACUUUCAAUCCUGAAAGGGGCCCGGCCCGCAGAGCCUGAGGGACAGCAAGAAGCAACAGGAGAACCUAUAGAGCUGAAAACACAAUCUCUAUAAACACCUAGUAGCAAACACACACACACACAAUUUUGGCCUAGUUAGCGUUAUAUCCGUCAUGGGAAGUGUGUUGGGGAGGGGUUGGUUGGGUUAUACUUUGAAAGACGUUCCUUUUCUUACCAUGCUGUUGGUAUUGUGUUAAAGUAGAGGCAGAAGGAACAGUAAAUGUGCUUGACCUUUCAUCGGAGUGGAGGUGGAGGCAAAAGGAUGCAAGAAGGUUUGACUGGGCCACACACCCUAUGGGCCAAAUAUACAUUUAUAUAUAUUUCACGGGAAGAUCUUUACUGAUUCUAGCAAUAAAGGGAUUCAUCUUCCCUGACAGGAAAAUGUAACCUUUACAUGGGCACAAGAAUACAAUGCAGUUGCUAAGUGCAUUUUUCUUUUGCCAGCAAAUAUCAUCAAAUUAUUGAAAAAGAAAGCCACAGUAUGUUGCCUAUCAAACUUUCAGCCCACCCUCCUAUCUGCUCCUCUGAUGCUGCUGUACAUCUCAAACACAAUAUUUUCUUUUUACUGCGUUUCAUUUUUUGCUGGUUUAAGAAAAUGUUUUCCCUUUUUUGUGUUUUUUUAAGAAGGGUGGAAGAAAUAAAUGGGCCAAAAACCCUGCCCUGAGCCCCACUGAGUAAAUCUGUAGACAUCUUGUAGAAGUUAAGGUGUUACCCCCAUUAACUUAUCUCUACUGCUUUAGAAAUCCCUCUGUGUGGCAUUGUUUGCCUUGUAAUAUAAGAUAAAUAUAUGAUUUCACGACAUGUAGUGCUGCUCACCACCCUUUAGUUUUUUAUCUUAAUGUCAGGGACAAAUAAGCUUGAUUAGUUAAGGAAAUGUAAGAAAGGCAUCAUAUUUCCUAAAGAUGGUUGUAAAGAUAUUGCUUGUCUUAAGACUUGGUGUUAGUGCAUAGUACUCCAAAGAAUUGAAUGCCCAAUGUUCUUGUCCACAGUCUCAGUUCCCAAGGGUUCCUCAAAACAGCUACCCUAUGCUUAGAAGUAAUUUCGCUAUGCCGAGUUACGGAGGACUAAAUGUUUUCAGCAAGGAUAAAUGAGCUACAGUGCAUAUAUAUAUAUUUGGUAAGGAUAUGUGAACAUUUCUAAACUAUUUAAUUAUGAAUAAUAGUAAAACCAAACAAUGUGAACAUUUUGGUUCUCUGUAACCAAGAGCAUGUCUCAAACGUGAAUAUCCUGGAGGGACUGACUAAGCACUACUUUUGGACAUCAUAACCCCCGGACAGGGAUACAUAUCUUAAUAUACCGAGCAUAAAGGAAAUAUCUGGAACUUUAUAACAAAAUUAUAAUUUAGGUCAAUAGCAUGCAGAAGCAGUUUAAGUUGGGAAAUUCGAUAAUAGUGCUUAAUAAAAUCCUCCCUUUUGAAAGAAAGAUACAUGUGUAUAUUGAGCCGCUGUGUUUGUUCAGUGCUCAAUUAAUGAAUAUUGCAAUAAUCAAUAACACACUUAUUAAAAUUAUUGACUUCACACUUUAGAGGUAUUCCUCAUCCUAACGUUAUUGCUUUUGACUACUGCAAUACUCAUAUCUAUGUAGCUAUAUACACACACACACAUACAUACUUGUACAGAUAGCUGUAUCUGUAGACAGCACCAGAAUAACAUUUCAAUCUGAAUGCACGCAAUGUAUUACCAACACUCAGGUAUAUAAUUUACAUCUGAUAUAAGUAUGUGAGUGUGUGUAGAUAUUUAUAUUUGUAAAGAGUUUCAAGUUUCUUAAAAUCUAAAACAUAGGGGGAGGAAUCAGACAUAUGCCUAGGAAAGCGCAAGGCAUUAAUUCACUUUAAAAGGUGAAAACAUGUUUACAGUAAUUUGCGGGUUGUCUGGUAUUAUAUUGAUUAAAAAUUAUCAUUAAAUUGAUUUUUGGUUCCAUCAAGUGGAUAUUCACUGCUACUUUACCACUGUGAUUGUAAAAUAUGUAAAGGUUCAGAUAACAUUCAGAAAUGAAUAGACUGGAGAGGAUGAAGAGGGUCUAAACUUGGCUGUUAAUUAGUUUACUUAUAGAUCCUAGUCACAAGAUCAAAUGGUGCAGUCAUUACCCCCAUAAUUACAUUUCUACUUUCUGCCUUUUCAUACACAGUUGGCUUGGUGGCACAAAUAAAACAUUUUAUUGCUUGUGUUUUGAAAAAUCAAAUCAGAUCUGUCGUGGAAACAGAAGGGAAUUUCCAAUUUCUGUUCUACAAAAUGUCAAUAACAGAAUUUUUGUUACAAAGCUCAAUAUCUAUGUGAUGUGUGAUUUCAGGUUAGAUUGAUCAAAUUGAGUUAUUUUUUUCUCACAUGGAAUAAUCAGUUUAUUUCAGCCACACAGUCCAAACUUAAUGUUUUAAGAAUGGAGCCAAAAGUAAAUAAUAAAAAAAAACUAACAAAAAAAAAACCAGCAUGGCAUUAAUUAACAUACUAUAACAUAAGUUAAAAUAACAAUAUUUGGAAAAUCAAGACUUUAAACAUUGAGUUCAGGUUGCUUAAAAGAAUAUAUGUUGAAGCAAGGUUUUAUAUACCAUAAUACCGUUAUACCAUAGCAUUUCAUGUUUAUAGUGGUGUUAUUCAUUUAGUUGUACAAGCCCACUAUUUUAGAGAUUGAAUGACUGAAAGACAUAUGUUUACCUUAUUCUGUACAAAAUACAGACUUUGAGGCAUCUAUGGGAAUGCAAGCAAAAUCUAUGUAAAUGGACUGUGUAGCAAAUAUCUUCUAGAACUGUAAAGAAUUAUUUUCUUGGAGUUCUUGAGUCAACUGAAUACUGCAAAAUGAAUUAUCCCUCUACCCUUCCAGGGAAGUUCAUCAGAUAAUGAUGUGCUGAAGAAAACAUUGGUGUUUUUUAUACAGAGACAACAGAUAAAUGCCAAAACCUAGAGACUAAAGCAGGAGUGCCCAAAAGGUAGAUACCCAGAUGUUGUAGGAUUAUAACUCCUAUGAUGUUUUGCGUCAUUUUAGAACGACAAAGCAUCAUGGAAGCUAUAGUUUUAAAACAUCUGGGGAUCACCCCUACUCUAGAGCUAUUGAGACUUAUAGCAAAAUUCACAGCAUGUCUGUUUGGUCUUAUAGCCCAAAGGAGCACAUUGUAGUGCAUUCUCAAUUGCAUUAUAGGUGUAUUUUUCAAUGCUUUGCCGUGGAAGGAUUUAAUAUAUUUCUGGAUUUGUACAUUGUAGUUUGCUCUGUAUUUCUUUAUUCAGGUUCUCUUUGGUUUCAGCCUACACAGCCAUUGCAUAUUUUAGUAGUACAUUGAAAAAUAAAACACAUGCAUAUUUGUGAAAACAUAGGGUUAAAUUUCAACAACACAAGUAAACACGCAUGCAGCUACAACACCAAUAGUUAUCUAUGUAUUCUAAUAAGAAACUAGAAUUAUUUUGUUUCAAGAUAAAUGCAAUACUUACAUAAACAUUUAAAUAUGUACAUAAUUCUAAUUAAUUUAUUCAUUCUUUCUUUCACAGUCACAUCGGUCAUUUUUCUUAAAAGAUGUACAUUAAUUAAAUAAAGUACUGCUUAUCAUUAAAAUCACAGUAUCAUGAAAAUGUACAAAACAGUAGUGGAAAUUAUGUAUAGAAGAGAUGCCCAAAACAUUUGAAGCUAAACAAUAAAAGCUCUAAUGAUAAAAAAAAAAAAAAAAAGAAUUGAGUAAUAUCAGACCGAUACAAUAUUCAUCUGUGUGGCAAUGGAUCGUAGAAAUAUCAUCAUCAUCCUUGCUUCUUGUAGUGUCUAUUCAAUUAACAGAGAACUGAACAGAAAACACAUUUGGAAAUUGUAACCAAAAUACAUAGACUUCAACAAUUUUCAAAUUCACCUUUACAAUUUGAUUGGCUAUUUUAGUCUAUAUGUAGUAAAUCUGAUGUUCAGUUUACCCUAAACGUUUAAUUAAUAGCCCUUGUGCAUAUAUUUUAUAUAAUCACAUCUGUAUAUGAGCAAGUAAAUAUACCUCAAUAGAGACACAUACUUAAAUAUAUAUUUAUAUUUUAUCUGGAACUCUGGUUAUUAGCCUAACACAGGACAGAGGAAUGGAACCUCCUUGAAUAAAAAAUUUGAAUAAUUACCAGCUGACUAAACAGUGAGUUUAUGAUCCUUUCACUGUUCUACUAAGAAAUUACUACCAUCUUACAAGGUUAAUUCUUUAGAAUGCCAACAAAUAAUAGCACACAGACAAGUGUAUAUAAAAUAUUGGUUGUUAAAUUAGGCUACUGUUCCAAUUUUGUCAUAAGAAAAAACAUAUAAACAUAAUAUUAAUCCACGUGCCCUUUACACAACAUUAUAAUACAUUUAGAUUUUCAUUAUUUUUUACAAUCUUUGUUCAUUAGUUAUACUUAUGUUUGGCUUAGCUGUUCCCACUGUCCACCAUGUUUUGACUGGACUGCUUACACAGCUGUCUCCACUCACAUAGCCAGAUAAAAAAAAGAAAGUAUGUGUCAUACCUACGGCUGCCAUGCGGCAGGUUUGUGAAGUAGCCGUGUGGCAUCCUCAAAAUCCUGACACCCUCCGGUAUUCUCGGAUCCAGGAGAACCCUGCAAGCUCUUCUCCUGCACAGGAUGCUUGUGUUCUCUGGAUAGAUGUACAGCACACACCAGAGAGGCCACGGUGGUUGCUAGGUAAUCAUGGCAACCCUGCACAUCUUGCAGUCAUCCUUAAAAGUUACAGGACACUGUAAAUACU
This is a messenger RNA of Pelobates cultripes (western spadefoot toad), 12241 nucleotides long. The record is from the annotation of a GenBank genome assembly. Lineage: Eukaryota; Metazoa; Chordata; Amphibia; Anura; Pelobatidae.